Lotus japonicus is the source of this 2750-nucleotide messenger RNA. RefSeq names its product calcium-dependent protein kinase 26-like. Gene Ontology annotation, cellular component: cytoplasm; nucleus. Bases 625 to 2433 code for a protein of 602 amino acids. Gene Ontology annotation, molecular function: calcium/calmodulin-dependent protein kinase activity; calcium ion binding; ATP binding. Gene Ontology annotation, biological process: intracellular signal transduction; peptidyl-serine phosphorylation; protein autophosphorylation. The record is from RefSeq and is a predicted model, not a curated record. The transcript has 8 exons. Lineage: Eukaryota; Viridiplantae; Streptophyta; Magnoliopsida; Fabales; Fabaceae.
AAUCACCGGCGAGAUCCUGCAGCCGGCGGUUUGAUCACCCUGGAGGGAACAAACAUAACAUUACGGGUUGCACGUAGUAACCAACAACGACAACCAUAUCACUCAGUCCAUGAAAUCAGGACCGUUCACGUUAAUCCAACCACUCAUCUUAACCGUCCUAUUUCCUAAACGUCUUCGCACGCGUUUUCUCAUUGUUUUGAAACAUUCUUCAUAACAGAAAAAACGGUACAACAACACCCUCUGUCUUUGUUUCUCUCUUUCCUUGUUCAUCUUUCUGCGUUGUUCACAAUCAUUGUUAUGAAACUCUGUCACGUUCAGGUUUCAUCUUCCCAAUCACAUUUUUGUUUUUUCCAAUACCCACCUCAAAAACUUUCCAUCAUUGCAUCUUCCAAACCUAAACCCUCUUCAAUUUCCACGUUUUUUUAAUCAAUCAUGGGUCCUUGCUAUUAAUGCGUGUGAUUUCUGUGUUCCCCAAAUCUUGGAAAGGGUUUUUCUUUCCAAUUUUUGUUUCUCUUGUUUCAGCACACUUGCAUGUUCAUGGUUCACACUCUUUGUUAAUCCACAUCAAUGGCAUUGCACCAUUGAGCUGAUAAGAUGUUUAGGAAGGGGAGUGAAUAGUGUCAGAUGGGAAACAACUGUGUUGGAUCAAGAGCCUCUUCGAAGGAAGGUUCGUUUACAUCUAGUUUUUCAAGUUCAUUCUGGUGGUCACGCGGCAGAGCCAAGAAAGAGGCUUCUCAUAAACAAAAAAGCAGAAGUUCAAAAGCAAAAGCAAAAGAAACUAGUGAUGUUCAAUACAAGCCUCCACAGGUAGUGAAAAUGGAGAAGGAGGAGGUGAAGGUGAAUGUGAAUGUGAAGCCAACUCAAGCCAAUGAGACGGCGAAAUCACCGCCUGCAGAACCGACGAAUCAAGGAGUUGCUAAACCAGAAGAGCCUGCAAAACCAAAGAGACCCCACAAUGUGAAGAGGCUAGCAAGUGCAGGACUGAAAGCAGACUCGGUUCUGAUGCGAAAAACGGGUAACCUGAAGGAGUCUUACAAUUUGGGGCAGAAGCUAGGACAAGGGCAAUUCGGAACCACUUUCCUUUGUUCGGAGAAAGCCACUGGGAAAGAGUAUGCUUGCAAAUCAAUUGCAAAGAGGAAACUGCUGACAGAGGAGGAUGUGGAGGAUGUGAGGAGGGAGAUUCAGAUAAUGCACCACCUUGCUGGGAGCCCCAAUGUGAUCUCCAUUAAGGAGGCUUAUGAGGAUGCUGUGGCUGUUCAUGUUGUGAUGGAGUUGUGUGCAGGGGGUGAGCUGUUUGAUAGGAUUGUGGAAAGAGGGCAUUACACAGAAAGGAAAGCAGCUAGGCUUGCAAGGACUAUUGUAGGUGUUAUUGAGUCUUGCCACUCCCUCGGAGUAAUGCAUCGCGAUCUUAAGCCGGAGAACUUUCUUUUCGUCAAUGAGCAGGAAGACUCACCCCUAAAGGCAAUAGAUUUUGGACUGUCUGCUUUUUUCAAACCAGGUGAAAUUUUCAAUGAUGUGGUAGGAAGUCCUUAUUAUGUUGCCCCUGAAGUUCUACGCAAGCGUUAUGGCCCAGAAGCAGAUGUGUGGAGUGCUGGUGUUAUUGUAUACAUUCUCUUAUGUGGGGUUCCUCCAUUUUGGGGUGAAUCGGAACAAGAUAUAUUUGAGGCGAUUUUGCAUGGUGAUCUUGAUUUCACGUCAGAUCCCUGGCCUAGUAUCUCUGAAAGUGCAAAAGACUUGGUUAUGAAGAUGCUUGUCAGAGAUCCUAGAAAACGAUUAACAGCAUAUGACGUUCUUCGCCAUCCCUGGAUUCAGGUUGAUGGAGCAGCACCAGAUAAGCCUCUUGAUUCAGCAGUUUUAAGUCGCAUGAAGCAGUUUACUGCAAUGAACAAGCUCAAGAAAAUGGCUCUUAGAGUUAUUGCAGAGAAUCUCUCUGAAGAAGAAAUUGCUGGAUUGAAAGAAAUAUUUAAGAUGAUAGACACAGAUAAUAGUGGUCAAAUUACCUUUGAAGAACUCAAGAUUGGGCUGAAAAAGUUUGGCGCUAAUCUCAAUGAAUCUGAAAUUUACGAUCUAAUGCAAGCUGCAGAUGUUGAUAACAGUGGCACAAUUGACUACGGAGAAUUCAUAGCUGCAACGUUGCAUCUAAACAAAGUUGAGAGAGAAGAUCAUUUAGUUGCAGCUUUCUCAUAUUUUGAUAAAGACGGAAGCGGCUAUAUCACUCAAGAUGAGCUUCAACAAGCUUGUGAAGAAUUUGGCCUUGGCGAUGUCCGUUUAGAGGAAAUGAUCCGAGAAGCUGAUCAAGAUAAUGAUGGAAGAAUAGACUACAAUGAAUUUGUAGCUAUGAUGCAGAGAGGCAAUGCAGAUUUGGGUAAGAAGGGUCGAAAGGGUAGCAGUAGUUUUAGCAUUGGAUUUAGAGAGGCACUACCAGUGUGUUAAGAAAAUAGUCAAUGAGUUUCUCUUAAUUUUGGUAAUUUAGCACUUUCUCCACUCUAGUGUGUUGAGCUUGAACAUAGUUUCUCUUGAGAAAAAUCAUUGAUUUUGCCAUCUUCUGUAUAAAAACAUUAUCUUGGCAAGAGUAAAUUCUUUUCAGUUCUGAUAACAAAGUGGCAUCUCAGGAGCAUUUAUUGUGAGAGCUGCAUCCAUCUUCUUAGAGCGUAAAACAAUUAAAUUCAAUUCAUGUGCAACAUGUAAUAAUGACUUGACUAUAGAGUUGGUAAAGAGGAUUUUUCAACGGGUACUUGUCAUGUUUCACA